Aureobasidium subglaciale EXF-2481 is the source of this 3792-nucleotide messenger RNA. RefSeq lists its product as uncharacterized. Gene Ontology annotation, cellular component: nuclear pore transmembrane ring. The coding region runs from base 1 to 3792 and encodes 1263 amino acids. Gene Ontology annotation, molecular function: structural constituent of nuclear pore. NCBI's taxonomy places the organism in Eukaryota, Fungi, Ascomycota, Dothideomycetes, Dothideales, Saccotheciaceae. The record is from RefSeq and is a predicted model, not a curated record. Gene Ontology annotation, biological process: protein import into nucleus; nuclear pore organization. The transcript has a single exon.
AUGAACGGCACACCUCGUCUUCGCUCCGGCGCCUUUCCCUCGACGCCGCAGUCGACGCGGCGCAACAAUUUGACUCCUCAAAAGCUCCCAGACAUCACGCAGCUCAGAGCUCCGGCGCGACAAGCACAGGACAAUGACGGUCCGUUGAUCCCUGUCGAGACUCUGGAUGCGCCGACACAACGACUCUAUGUGGUCGGCUUCUACCUGGCCUUGUUGGGCUGGAAGCUGUAUGAUCAUUUCUACCUGAAAGAGGAGGAAACAGAGUCGCUAUGGCUGUUUAUGAAAUGGGUCGCCUUUGAUGGAAUCUUCCUGUUUGGUCUGCCCGAGUUGCGCAUUCCCUGGCUCGAGUGGUCUUCGGCCACCAUGCUGCUUCUCUUCCUGGCACACGCCGCUCUGGACGCCGUUCUGAUGUUCCGCAUUCAGCUCCCUCUUGGUGCCGGUCUGGCCGCCGUAGGCAAAAUCUUCUACGACCGGGAACUCGGUGUUUCAGGCCAUCACGUCAAGCAGUCCAGCAUUCUCCACAAUUCGUCCUUGAUCCUGGGAAAGCAGAUCAUCCACAUUCUACCUGAAGGCUCUGCUAUCCUCAACCCAGCCAAAACUUCCUUCUGCCUCGAUUCGUCGAACCAACAAGUCUACCUCCCUAUCCAGAUCAACCAGACCACUCCGGUGAGCAUCGAUCUGCUGCGCUACGAGUUCGAUGGUGCGACCAACGAGACUAUUCAUAUUUCAGGCAAGGAGAUCAAGAAGUUGAUGAAGGAGGCCGCUAGACAAGCUGCACACCCCGCCUCGAACCAACCUUUACUACUGCGCUACCCUACCAAGAAAACUGGCAGGUACCUCUUGAGCAAGGUUAUGGAUGAGUCCAAGUUGGAAGUACAAAGGAAACGCGUCGGCGACACCAUCGUUGUGACAUGUCCUCAGGCUGUCAUCAAGUCAUCGACACCCGAAGCCUGCAAGGGUGAUCUCUCGAGCAUCGACCUCGAGGUUACUGGAACUCCCCCUCUUCGCAUCAAGUACAGAAAGAUCACCAAUCAAAGAGAGCAAGAGGCCCAUUUCCAGAGCAUUCAACCUGACGACUUCAUCUCGCCCCUCAUCCAGCAGUCUACAGACUCUCUCGCUAUUAGAAACACAAAAGAUAUCUCUUGGGCACGUGCUCAGACCGUCACUGUUCCUUUGAGAGAACACAUGGGAGAAAGUGGCAAGUGGGUGUACUCCAUGGACGAAGUCGAGGAUGCCUUUGGCAACAUCGUGUCUUACACCGAGCGUCAACAUGAUGACCAGGAUAAGCCAUCCACAAAGGCUGCACAUCUCCAUCAGGUUGUGACCGUUCACGAGCGCCCCAUCGUCGUCAUGAGAGGUUGUGAUUCUCAGCACCCUCUCAAGGUCGCCAAAGACCACUCCAUUGCCCUUCCUGUGCAGUAUGGUUCUACCGCAAGUAAAGGUUCUGGCGGCUUCCUCGGCACUUCUUACAACAUUGAGUACAAGUUCACCCCAGAAGGUCAACUCCAAUCCAACGGUGAUCACAGCGACGCAGCUCAGAUCAAGUUCAUCUCCAUCAAAAAUCAGUCGCAGAGGCCCAACGUUCAGGAUGCUGGUCUGUAUACGCUGCACAGUGUUUCUACUGGAGUAUGUGCUGGCGAGGUUUUGGAACCUGCAUCUUGUCUGCUGCAAAACCCUGCCGAGCCGAGUCUCCGUAUCGACAAAGAAGAGAUUUUCGACAAGUGCGCUAACAAGCCCAUCGGUCUGCGUGUCGACUUCCAUCUGACAGGAACGCCGCCGUUCAACAUCCAGUAUCAAAUCACUAAGAAGGAUAGUGUCCAUCGUGUGACACACACUGAGAGAGUCAACGGCUUGCGUGGACAGAUCGAGCUGACACCCCCAACUGCUGGACAUUACACCUACAACUUCUUCGAGAUUAGUGACGAUGUUUACAAGGGGCAUCCCCUCAAGGGAGAGGACAUGGUCAUCGAGCAGGACGUCAAACCCUCGGCUUCUGCAAACUUCAAGGAGCAAUCACCUUCUCGCAAGGUCUGUAUCGAUCAGGCGGUGUCCUUUGAUGUCGCACUUCGUGGAGAAGGACCAUUUACUGUUGAGUAUGAACUCGUCCGUGGCAGCAGCAGAAAACGCCACACGCUUAAAGAUAUUCAUGGUGAUCAAUUCACCAUCAGUACCGACACGUUGACCAAGGGUGGUGACUACACUCUUGCUCUGGCUAGUGUGACCGAUGUAAUGGGUUGCAAGGAGUUCUUGAAACAGGAGGCCAAGAUCAACGUUCGUCACCAGAGACCUAAGGUCUCCUUUGGGCAGAUUGAAAGCUCGCGUGCUAUCAAAACUCUUCAAGGCAAAACCAUGAGACUGCCCCUGAAGCUUACAGGAGAAGCGCCCUGGAGUGUCCGCUACCGCAACCUUCGCGACCCCGAACAGUCGAAGAUCAUCAAAAUUGACAGUCCUAAUGGCUUCUUCCCCACAGCCGAAGAAGGCACGUACGAGCUUCUCGAAGUCAACGAUGCUAUCUGUCCUGGUGCUGUCGAUGAGAAUGCCAAGAAAUUUAGUAUCGAUUGGAUUGAGCGGCCCCAUCUGAGGAUUCCUGAGACUUCGUACGACAGGAUCGAAGGAGGCAAGUACAUCAAGAACGAUGUCUGCGAGGGCGAAGACGAUUUGGUCAAUGUGCACUUCUCUGGUGCGCCGCCAUUCCAGUACAAGUACGAUGAAAACAUCAUGUCUGAACGUGGCGCAAAGUCGAAGCGUAGCAAGGCCAUCACUGCCGCUCUUGGUGUCUCGUCUAUUAACCUCGACACCUCUCAAGCUGGCGUGAUCGACUACGUCUUCACCGAGUUGGCCGAUGACAAUUACGAUCACAGCUCGAAGCAUUUCACCCCGGUCACAAUUCAACAGCGGGUUAACUCUCGUCCUUCUGCCCGCUUCACCAAUCCAGGCCGUACAUACAGCUACUGCUCUGUGGAGUCUGCUGGCGAAGAAGUCAUUCCUAUUACACUGGAAGGACAGCCUCCAUUUGCUAUUGACGUUGAGAUCAAGCAUCAUGGAUCCGCACGUCCUGAAAUCUUCUACGUCAAGGACAUCACUAAGAACACCCACGAUCUGCGUGUUCCUCAUUCAUCGUUGCACCUUGGUAAUUCUGCUGUCUCUAUUCGCAGAGUUACUGACAGUCGUGGCUGUAGCCGCAUUGUUGACGCCACUUCACCAAGAGUGCAAAUCUCCGUUCAUGACGCUCCCACCAUUCGUGCUCUGGAAAGUCAAGAAGAUUUCUGCGUGGGUGAUCGUAUCUCGUUCUCCCUCUCAGGUCAAGCUCCUUUCCAGGUCUACUAUGAAUUCAAUGGUGUGGCCCGUAAAGCUAGCUCUGGCUCGACAACGUUCAAGCGUCUGGCGGAGAAGCCCGGAACAUUCGUCAUUACCGGUGUUAGCGAUUCAGGCUCUUCAUGCCGUGCCACCACCAACAUCCAAAAGUCUAUUCAUGGCAUGCCUUCGGUACGCGUCGGUAAGGGUGUUGAGUCGCAAGUCGACAUUCACGAGGGUGGUGAAGCUGAGAUCACCUUUGACUUUGGCGGCACACCACCAUUUGAGUUCACCUGGACUCGCAGCACAAACGCUCGUCGCGGCCAAAGGUCUGAAGUUCUGGAGAUGAGAAGCGAGCUCUCUCAAGACCACCACAUGGCCAUCCGAGCGAGCGAGGAGGGUACUUAUGAGGUUGUGUCUAUCAAGGAUAGAUAUUGUGCCUAUGCCAAAGAGGGCAUUGAUCUGACGAAGAAGAAGGGCAAGUUGCUUACAUAUUAA